Camelina sativa (false flax) is the source of this 1247-nucleotide messenger RNA. RefSeq names its product binding partner of ACD11 1. NCBI's taxonomy places the organism in Eukaryota, Viridiplantae, Streptophyta, Magnoliopsida, Brassicales, Brassicaceae. Gene Ontology annotation, molecular function: RNA binding. The record is from RefSeq and is a predicted model, not a curated record.
AUACCGUGCCGACAAAAAAUGAAAAGAGAAAAGAAAAGUGAAAAAUUCUCUCUCUCACAAUCAAUCACACGUAUUCUGUGUUCUUCUUCUUCUCCGUCUCUUUCGUUGCCUCUGCUUUCACUCUUUCCUGAUCAGUUUAUUUAUAUAUCUGGUAAGCUAAAAAAACACUAAUCGAGUUUUUGUGUGUGCUUCUCGAAGUUUCCGAAUUGUUUUGUUGAUACGUCUCAUUUAAUUAUAACUUAGGGUGAUGUUAUUACUCUGUUCUCUCUGCAAUCAAUUUGGUAUCUAGGUUUGUGUAAGAAAACAGAACAAUGUAUCCUUGUGGUUACGUUGCUGAAGUCACCAACUUGUCUCCUCAAGCCACUGAGAAAGAUGUUCUUAGUUUCUUUUCUCACUGUGGAAUCGUCGAGCUCGUCGAGAUCACCGGGUACGAAGGGGAUGCGUUAACGGCUUAUGUAACCUUCAGAGAUGCGUAUGCUCUAGAUAUGGCUGUCUUGCUUAGCGGAGCUACGAUCGUUGAUCAAACCGUUUCGAUAUCCAUGUACGGUGUCUAUUUACAUGAAUCUAACCAUCUCACACCAAAAGAAGACGACUAUUGUGUAACGACCACUCGUUCGGAUGCUUUUGCUUCAUCACCUGGAGAAGUUGUAACCGUGGCUCAACAAGUUGUAAAGACAAUGUUGGCUAAAGGCUACGUUCUAAGCACAGACGCCAUCGGUAAAGCCAGAGCUUUGGAUGAGUCUCAGAGAUUCUCAAGCUUGGUAGCCACCAAAUUGGCAGAGAUCAGCCAUUACAUUGGCCUCACACAGAACAUUCAGUCUAGUAUGGAAGUGGUCAGAUCAGCAGACGAGAAAUAUCAUUUCUCGGAGUUCACAAAAUCCGCGGUUCUCGUCACAGGAACGGCUGCCGUGGCUGCAGCCACCAUUACAGGGAAAGUGGCUGCAGCUGCAGCGACUGGUGUGGUGAACAGUCGAUACUUUGCUAAUGGGGCUUUAUGGUUCUCAGAUGCUUUGGGCCGGGCUGCAAAAGCAGCGGCCCAUAUGGGUGGAGGAGGAAGCAGUUGACUCUUCUCGUUUCAAAACAUAAUUAAAUGUGUCGACAUGUGAAGUUCUUCCAAGUGUUGUGAGAUAAAGAAAAAAAGCAUCUUGAAGAUAUUAUUAGUAACGUUACAUAUUAUUACUUGUAUGUUUAUGAGAAAACUAUAGAGAUAACUUAUAAAAUAUAUGAACAAAGAGUUUAUACAUGAA